Salpingoeca rosetta is the source of this 3232-nucleotide messenger RNA. RefSeq lists its product as uncharacterized. Gene Ontology annotation, molecular function: hydrolase activity, hydrolyzing O-glycosyl compounds. The coding region runs from base 26 to 2971 and encodes 981 amino acids. NCBI's taxonomy places the organism in Eukaryota, Choanoflagellata, Craspedida, Salpingoecidae. Gene Ontology annotation, biological process: carbohydrate metabolic process. The record is from RefSeq and is a predicted model, not a curated record. The transcript has 11 exons.
GAACAACUUCAGUUAAUUUUCUACAAUGACGGCGGGGCGGUGGGUGCGCGGAACGCGAUUGCUGGUGGGAGCAGUGCUGGUGGUGGCACUGCUGGGUGGUGGUGCCAACUGUGUGAAUAAUGGUGGUGGUGGUGGAGGUGGCGAUACAAGCCAUGGAGGUGGGGUAGCAACACCAGGCACGCCGCGAGAUGUUGUCAACUUCAACUAUGGCUGGCGCUUCCACUUUGGCCAUGCACCCGAUGGGCAAAUGGGGCCUCCAGGGUGCAUGUUCCGCAACAUCUCUGGUCCACUCACAUGCUCGGGCUUCAACAACAACCCCAACCGCUUCUCCGCCCGCGACUGCGAGCUCGCUUGCUGCUACAAUCCAGAGUGCCGCUUGUGGUUCCAGCACAAUAAGUACUGCUUCCAUGGAGGUGAAGGCGCGUCAUGCAAGCCCGCCGGUGAAAAUGCCACCGUGUACAGCGCCGGUGAGCGAGACACCUCGCCGCCCUUGGUCAAACCGUACAACUUCACGUCCAAGUCGUUCGAUGACAGUUCUUGGCCCAUCGUGGACGCUCCGCACGACUUUGUCAUCUCCAACUCGCACUUUUCGCCACAAGCAAAUUCCUUUCACGGACACCUCGUUCGGAACGUGAGCUGGUAUCGCAAACACUUUCACGUCCCUCAGGAGUGGCAGGGCUCCACGAUCUACCUCUACUUUGAAGGCGUGUUCCAUUACACCCAGGUGUGGCUGAACGGGAUGUAUGUGCAAUCCCAUGCGUGCGGGUACACGGGAUUCACUGUGCGCUUGGACAACUCAUCCACUCUCCACUACGGCUCUUCAAACAAGAACGUCAUUGCGCUUCGGGUGGACGCUUCCUUCGGCAGCGGUGCGCGCCCAAGCAGUGCGAGGGUGAUGACGAGGAACAAUCAUGACAGCACUGACACGAGCGGUUGCACGUGCGCGGAUCGUGGUCCCGUUCCCUCUCCUUUUGCUUUUGUGUUGUGUAAGUGUGUUGUGUUGUUGUGUAAGUGUGUGUUGUUGUUGUUGUUGUUGUUGUUGUUGUUGUUGUUGUUGUUGUUGUUGUUAAGUUUUGUUGUUGUUGUUGUUGUUGUUGUUGUUGUUGUUGUUGUUGUUGUUGUUGUUGUUGUUGAUGUUGUUGUGUGCGGGUCCCCGGGGCGGGUGCGUUGCUUGAGCCGUGAGCUGCAACAUGACAAUUCAUGCCCCUUUCUCCGCAUGCGCCACACCUCACGCGCGUCUGUUUCUUUGUGUUUGUUGCGCACGAAUGCCCGCCGCUGCAGGCCCGAAUACGUGUCUGACAUGCAUGACAUGGUGAAGCGCGAUCGCAACCAUCCAUCCAUCGUCAUCUGGAGCUUCUGCAACGAAUAUGAGUGCCAGCAGCAGACGAACAUCACCAGCGUGCUCUUCCGCGCCGCUGCAAAGGCGCUGGAUCCGACACGAGCGGUGGGAGCGAACGGCCCGACGGGAUCGCUCGAUGUGCAGGGAUUCAGCCACCGCAAGGCGUCCGUGUUUGAACACUUCCACAAGAACAACCCCAACACGCCCUCCGUGUUGUCAGAGUGCUGCUCGUGCACGUCCCAGCGCGUCGGCAGUGCCCGCCACAUCCCGGAAUGCAUCUGCGACCAGAACAGCCCAGGCCUCCUCCCGUUUGUCGCAGGCUCCCUCGGCGUGUGGACGCUGCUCGACUACUAUGGCGAGCCGCCUUCGUCCUGGCCGGCCGUCUCCUCCGCGUUUGGCCAGUUUGACCUUGCCGGGUUUCCAAAGCCGCAUGCGUGGUGGUACCGCAUCAACUGGCUGGCGCUCGUAGACAGCAGCGACCCGGCCCGUCCAGCCCUACCCCCACUCGCCGUUUCCCGCGUCAUCACACUACUCGACUCCCUCGUCCCGUCGUCGGCGUCGUCGGCGUCGUCGAAACAAGCAGAAGCACAACAGCAACAAGACCGAGAAGACCAAGACCAGGCGCCACGGCUGCUGCCGGCUGCGGGCACCAGCGGCCAUCGGGUGAACGUGAGCACCAUCUCCAGCUCCAACACGACGGAGCUGCUGGUGGACGGCGUGAGCGUCGCCGGCAACCGCUCUGCAGAUCGCGGUGUGGAGGUCAUCUGGUCUGUCCCCGUCCCCGCCAACGUGACCUGCCCCUGCAAUCUGCCCAUCACUGCAGAUGUCCAGUGCCGCGGGCUCUCGAAGAUGAACAACGCGUCGACGCCGCAGGAGUGCAGGCGGGCAUGUUGCGAUCGCCCCACGUGCACCGUGUGGCAGUUUGCUGAUGGGCCCGGGUGCUGGCUGGGUCAGUACAACCCCGCCACUUGCUUCCCCGGCCACGCAGCAAACUGGACUGGCCAAGCGAGCGCAGGACCACGGUGCUCGCUCUUCACCAACGUGACGGUGAUUGGCCGCGCUGCAGACGGCACUGAGGAGUCGCGUCACACGGCGCACGGGCCCGCCGGCCCCGCAGCCCUGCAGCUGAUGGUUGACGCGCCGUCGCCAGCCACCGGGACCGGGACAGCGCUGGCGCUGGACGGGCGCGAUGCGGCGCUGGUGCGCGUUACGGUGGUGGAUGCGAAUGGCAACCUGGUCAGCACACCGGCCGUCAACGUCACCUUCCACGUCACGCAGGGGCCGGGCCGCAUUGCCGGCACGGGCAACGGCGACCCGAGAUGUCUCAUGCCGCCCCACGCGCCUGUCAUGACCACGUUUGGUGGCGUGGCGCGGGCGGUGGUGCACGUGACGCAGGACUGCCUCAGCGCUGCCCGUGAGACCAUUCGCUUUGUGGACGUGGAUGGCGGGCAUCGCACGCAGCUGCCAGCAAACUGCACGCAGCAAGACAUUGUGGUGACGGCAACGGCAGCCAAUCUCACGUCUGCGCAGGUGAGCAUCGCAGCGGCCCCGGACGCGACGCUGCUGCCCCUCACGGUCGCACAGAAAUCCUUUGACAUGGACUACCAGUACAUGGACCAAUUCAAUGGCUGAGCCGACACACACACACGCACACACACACACACACACACACACACACAUACAUACAUACAUACAUACAAAACGCGCGUUCAACUUGUUACUACGCCUCGUUACUGCCGUUACAAGAAUGAGGGGGUUAAUCGUUCAUUUUGGUGCAUUGGACAUAACAAAACACACAGCGUUUGUUCAUGGACAGGUAGUGCUGCGUGCCAUUUAACCGGACGCGUGCACAAAAGCUGCCGCUUCAGCCACAAAUACAAAAGACUUAACACA